Messenger RNA from Lottia gigantea (owl limpet), 399 nucleotides. RefSeq lists its product as hypothetical. The transcript has 4 exons. The record is from RefSeq and is a predicted model, not a curated record. NCBI's taxonomy places the organism in Eukaryota, Metazoa, Mollusca, Gastropoda, Lottiidae. The annotation marks the transcript as partial.
AAACAAUGGGUACAUCCACAAGAAGCUUUAUCAAGAGGUCAUAUAUUAUAUAAUGUCAAGUUUCUGGGAGAGUGUAGUGUUGAUACACCUAAAGGUACAGAGGUGGUGAAAGAUGCCAUUAGAAAGAUGAAGUUUAAUAAACAUAUAAAAAGAGCAGAAGGUCAGAAACCACCAAAAGUAGAAUUAACAAUAUCUAUAGAUGGUUUAACUAUACAAGAUAGAGUAUCCAAGAGAAUAAUGCAUCAAUAUCCUUUACAUCGAAUUUCUUACUGUGCAGACGACAAAUCUGAUAAAAGAAUGUUUACAUUUAUUGCCAAGGCAGCUAACUCUACUCAGCAUAAUUGCUAUGUUUUUGAUAGUGAAAAAUGUGUAAGUAUAUGUCUUCUUUCAUAUACUUAA